AAAUUUCAGAUAAUUUCAACAUUUAAUAAAUUGGAUAUAGCGAGAAUAGAAUAAAACUAAAGUUCGGUCCUGUAUACAAAGGGUUUUUAAGUGGAGAGAGGAGAGCGAAGGCGUACGUAGAGAGCACCAGCAGCAGUAACAGAAGGAGGUGGAAGGGGGGGGUGGCGGAGGAGGAGGUGGUGGUGAAGUAGUGGGAGGCCGAGAGAGGCGAUUCCCUCGCGCCGAUAUACUACGUACACAGAAUGAAACGAAAUACCUACGCUGGCCGGUGAUCGCGUGUGCGUGCGGUGUGUGCUAGUCGAGUCAUCCACAAUCGGCCGAGGAAGACAAGGACGGCGCGAGUAAACAUGGCGCCGUUGUAGCAGAGCCAGCAUAUCAUAUUUACGUAGGGUACCCCCGCAGUAUCCCGGACAGAUACUAAUCUGGUCCAUCGCGAAAUUUUCGAUAAUAAGUGACUGACGACGAACGUGGCGCGAUACAAAAUACAAACGUCGAGCCAGUGCAACAACGCGUCUAACCGAUUUGUGCCAAGCUGUGUGUUUGUUACUCAACCAAGAAGACUGAGCUAACUCUAGAAUCAUAAUAAUUAUUAAUAAGUAUCAGUGCGUCAUUAUUUUCGAUACCAAUUUCAUCUCCCCUCCUCCCGACCGAUGGAAUUCCUCCCGGGAAGAGGUGAAGAAUGGUGGACGUCCGGUUCGUCGUCAUCUGUGCAACGUAAACAAUGAUCAAGUUAACGCUGGAAUCACCUUUACCACCUCCUCCUGGAUUUUCACAUCGAGACUGAGUAUCGCGAUGGACAACUGCUCCAUCGAAAGUUACUUGCACAAAAAGUUUAAAAAGCAGUCGAGUAGUGUUCCACAACAAAAUGUAUCAGCAGUGCCAUCGUCUUCAACAAACGAACAAAUAUCCGUAUCACCAGUUGGGGCGAUCGCGGAGAAAUCGAAUCAGUGUGUGUUGGCAAAUCAACAAAAGUAUAUUGAAAAAUCACUUGCGGUGAGCGAUGUGCCAACCAAUUUUAGUACAAAUUCUUCGGGUGAUUGCCACAGAACGGCAUCGCCACACACGUCUUCCAUAUCAGUUAAUAGUAUGAGUAUGUUAGAAAGUAGGAUCGGUAGGCCGGUUCAAUAUUCGACCACGAGCAACAACGGCAUAUCACUACAGCGAGUAUCAUCAGAGUGUGGUAACCAAACGAACCAAUUGAAUAAUCAACAGAACCAAAUAAACCAAGUAAAUCAAAUUUUGGUGGCAGCGUCGGAUUCGGCGUUAAAUUUAAAUAGUACUAAAUUACAAUCGAGGUCUUCCAGUUUACGAGAUGAGGAUUUAGACAAAGUUGAAACGUCUUCAACUCCCGAAAAACCCGGCGGGAAAUAUGUGUGCAACUAUUGUAAUUUGGUGUGUUCAAAACCUAGUGUAUUACAAAAACAUAUAAGGGCGCACACGAACGAGAGGCCGUUUCCGUGUGUGAGUUGCGGGUUCAGUUUUAAAACUCGUUCGAACUUGUAUAAACAUUGUCGAUCUCGAACGCACGCCAAUAGAGUUUUGGGAAAUAAGGCUCAAGAGAUAAACGUGGAUAUGGACGAGGAAAAACAGGAAUCGUUGAAACCCGAUUACGAAGAAAUCAAACCGGUCGACGCAAAAUCAAAACCGUAUAAGCCGAGAUUUAAAGCUUUUUUUGAUUCCACCGGUGUUGAAAAUGGGGGGGAAGUCGAAACGUUUACUCCUACCGGAGAAACGACUAAAUCCAACACGAGCAACGCCGAUUUAAUAUCGUUACACAUUGACGAAUUAAUCCAUAAAAAUAAUUCUUUAAUUAUUAACACAAACGAUCCAAACAUGUACAAGAAAAGAAAUUCAAUCAAUACGUCUUCAGAAGUAAUCACGAAUAAUAAUCACAAUGAAUAUAACUAUAAAUAUCACGAAUUGUACCAACCGAAUCAUCAGCAUGUUCAUGCGCAUCCACAACAUCUUGAUAUUCCACCGAACGAAGAUGAACCUUUAAAUUUAACAAAUAAAAAUCGGAAGCGAAGUAUGAGCGAAGUUCACGAACCAGUUGGUCAAAAAAGCUUGAUCAAAGAGUUGUUAUUAAAAAAUUUAUACGCCGAUUCGAAUAAGCAGUGUCCACAUUGUAAAAUGAUCUUCCAAACGGUGACCGAAUUGGAUUUGCACAAAUUAAGACAUUGCAAAGGUUAUCAGAAAGCGGGAGCGAGAUACUCGCGAAGCAGCUCCGUUAACGUCGCUUCGAUUUUAACUCAAAAUAAAAACGCCUUCGAUACCAAUCCGCAUAUCCCAAAUGUCUUUCCGUUAAAAUCUCCCGGCCCGUUCUUAGGAAAAACUCGAUUGGUCGAAAGUGAUAAAGCUAAAUCGUUUUCGUUUGACGAUGGAAUACAAACAACUUCGCUUCAAACUUCAACGACGUCGCAAGAUAUUAUUAAAAUGUCGCAACGGUAUGCAUUGUCACCAUUAACUUUACAAAGUGAACAAUAUAGGAAACAACACGUUAAAUUAUUCGGGGGGGAAGUAAAAAUUCAGUCGUCAGAAAGAGUUGAAGUUAAAAAAGAUGAGAAAUACCAUCAUCACCGUCAGAAUUAUCAAGAAUAUCCCAAUAAUAUAAGUGGUAAUACUGUGGUAAAAUCGACUUUACAGUCGGGUGGGACAUUAGUGCAAACAAAACCUUUUGAGGAACCUUUAAAAAAAUCAACUUCACCAGAAAUUAUUAGGGUGUAUGAAAGUCCUCCUCAAUCACCCACGAUAGAUGUAGUUAACGUUGAUAAACCGUCGUUUUCUUAUCGACCCGAAGUGAUCGUUGAUUAUCCCCGACACGAAGAGACUCCUUAUACAUACAUGAACAUCAUGGAUUAUAGUCAAAACGCAGUAAAGAUGCUCACACCAAAAAUAAAACAACCAACAUUAAAUCUCCAAGAGAUCGUUUCUCCACUUAAAAUAAACAUUGAGCAAAGAUCAUUCGACAAAAUUGAUUCACCAGUAUUCCCAAAAGAUCUCGAAGAACGACGUAAAUCAGAAAACAUCGAUUUCGCACAAAAACAAAUCCUACUCCAACAAAAAAUGACGUUGGAACCGCCAAAAUUACACGUAUAUAAUCCAGUUAAGUUUUUAGUAAACGGAAAAGUGAUUAGAUACGUCCCUGGUAUGCCAGGACCUAUUACGGUUGAUACACCAUUAGAAACGCCGUAUUCACCUAGUUCUCCUAUAACAAGAGUACCUAUACCUAAUAUGAGAUUAUCAAAACCUAACAUACGUAUUACGCCUCCUGAAAGUGUUGAAAAGUAUCCAGAAAAACAUCAAUCAAUCGAGAUUAAUCGAAGUCCGAAAAUGGCUUUGGAGAUCAACACGGAUUUAAAUCCUAAUGUAAACGAAAUGAAAUCUCCGGUUAAACUUUUUGUGAUAGAUAAAUCCCCAAAACUUUCUGAAAACAAAUCGCCGAUAAAAUCACCGAAUACUCCAAUUAGUUUAGACUCGCCAAAAAAAUUCGCCAGACCAAACAGCUUGGCAAUUAAAUCCGCACUUCCCGGUUCUUUGAAACAACAUCACGGUCUCACCCCGACCGUUUUCAAUCAGAUUUUAAUUAGUCCGGAUACGCCGAGAGUAGCCAAGAAAUACAACCAUCAAAUUCUUCACGGAAAUUAUUUUAGUUAUUUGGGAUUGAAAAGUUCGACGAAAUCCUCUUAUUGUACUUUAAAUAAAACCCAACCGUUUUAUGUGCCGCAUUUUAAAAAGUUGAGUAUGUACUCAGAAUGGAGGCAACAUGCCGGAACUAAAAUGGACAAACUUUUUGCCGGAGCUUACGAUUCCAGACAGAGGAAUCAUAAGUAUACUGUAGCUAAAGCUGUUGUGGAUGAUACUAUUCUUCAUUCAACGUAUAAGUUUAAUGUUAUUGAACAACAAUCUCAAAAAGAAAAGGAAGAAUCAAACAAAUCUAUCCUUGGUGGAUUCGAAUCCAACGAAGAUUAUACUUAUAUUCGAGGAAGAGGAAGGGGUAGAUAUGUUUGUGAUCAAUGCGGAAUUAGAUGCAAAAAGCCUUCGAUGUUAAAAAAACAUAUCAGAACACAUUCUAACGAUAGACCCUAUACUUGUAGUCAUUGUAAUUUUAGUGGUGGUGUAAUGUGCCUAUCAUCUUUUUGCAGCUUUAAAACGAAAGGUAACUUGACCAAACACAUGAAAAGCAAGGCGCACACGAAGAACUACGCGGCGACAACCGGAAGUACAUCUGUUUCACCCAAUUUACCAGGAAGUCCAAAUUCGUCAGACUCAGAAUCUGAAGAAGAAGAUAGUGUUAUGGAUAGUAGCGAUGAAUCCUCUACGAGAAAUCAAGAACAACAAGAACGCGAAGCGGUUUUUGGGUUGUUAUCGCUCUCACAAAAAUCAUCGGUUACUGAAAGUAUAAAAUCAAGUUCGAAUGGAACGUUAACGAGAUCGCUUCCUGUUGAUUCUUCCUCAAAUUUUAUGGAUACCGAAAGGAUAGCUCACGUUACAAAAACCAAUUACGCAAAAAAUAAAAUCUUAGACCAAUCUAUAAACUUUAACGCGCCGAAAAUAUCUGAUAUUUCAGUUUUAAAUUCGGACACGGAUUUUCGAGAGGUCCAAAAAAUCACCAAGUAUUUAGGAAAAACUAAUUUGACCAGACCAUUAACAUAUCCAUAUACAACGCCUAUUAUUAUUGAACCAUCCAUAGAAAUGAUGGAAACAAAUCAAAUACGUAAUCAAGCAAACUCAUCAGAACUUAAACCGUCUUCUGAACGCUUACACAGUCCAAAAAUGGUCGACCCAAAACAAUUUAGUGUAAUAUCUAGGUACACAAAACCAGAAACUAGUAAUAACCAUCAAGAUGAAGAAAUGCCACAAAAUAUAGCGAGUGAUUUACGUAAAAGAAAAGCUUAUAACGAAUCCAUUCUUCCAUCAAAAAUUUCAAGAACUGAAGUUGAUGUUAUUGAUUUAUCAAUGCCGUCAAUAAAUGGAAGAAAAAUUGAUCAAAUGAACGGUUAUCAUCAAAUGGAUAUCGUUGAUAAUAAUUGGAAAGCUAAAGAAAUCGCUAAUAAUAUUAUAAGGAGUUGUGAACAACCUGACAAUUCACCAAAGACUUACGAAAGUGAUGAAAGAAGUAGUAACGAAGAUAGUCAUCAGUACAAUGUGAAUAUGAAUUAUGUGGUUAUGGAGAAAACGCAAAAAUAUAAACAGGUUGAGUAUGAUAAUAGUGCGAUGGAAACUUUAGCCGAUAUCGCGACCAAACAGGAAAAAUUGGAGAAGAAUUCUGUUGCGAAAAACGUGGCCAGUGAAUUUUUAAAACUGGCCACAAAAAACGAACAGAACGAAAAUGUUCGCGAUGCUUUCAUCCCGAACAAUAAGGAAGUUAUUGUUAAACCAGACGAAAAUAAAAAUUGUAAUAUUUGUAUGAAAACUUUUACCAAACCUUCCCAAUUAAGACUUCAUAUGAAUAUCCAUUAUUUAGAAAGACCAUUUCGAUGCGAUUCUUGUUCGGUUAGUUUUAGAACUAAAGGACAUUUACAGAAACACGAACGAAGUGCUAGUCAUCAUAAUAAGUUGAGUUCCUCUCCAAACCUGUCGUCUUCAGAACCAAGACCGUUCAAGUGUUCAGAUUGUAACAUCGCAUUUAGGAUACAUGGGCAUUUAGCGAAGCAUUUGCGGGCAAAAAUGCAUAUCAUGAAGCUCGAGUGUCUUAACAAGAUCCCGUUUGGAUUGUAUGCGGAAUUGGAACGUUCUAAUAGUCUUUUAACCGAAAUUAAUACGGCGGAUGUGGACCAAUGUUUAGAGAGUUUAAAGAAACUGGCGCAGAAGGUGUUUACAAACGAUCCAGGAAAAUUAAAUCACCUGGGACAAACAUCAGAAACAGUAGUAGAAGCAGAUAGUUAGCGAUAGAUUAUUAAAGAAAAAAAUUGUUUUUAAUUUGUACUGUUUAAGUAAGUUAAAAAAAAGACUGAAAUCAAAACGAAUGAGAUGCUAGAAAUUUUUUUUCUAUAAAAAUUAAUGAAAAAACAAACGUAUACACGUGGAUAGAUUAUUAUAUAUUAUUAUUACGAUAGAUUGAAUAUUUUUCGUGCUAUAUUGGAAGAUUUAAAAAGUAUAAAAAAAGAGGAGAAUAUCGAUAGUCUUGUAGCUUUCUUAGGUGUAUGUCAUUCUCAUUGUGUCAAAACUUUUUAUGUGAUAUAAAAGUAAGUUUUUUUUCUGUACAUAGAUUUGGUUUAUAUUUUAUAUUUACGACAUAACUUUUAAAUAAAUAAAUAAAUAUAUUAGGGACUAAAAUCGCUAUAUAAAUAAAUCAAAAAGUUGUAAAAAUUUGAGUUUUGUGAAUUGUUAUUGAUUGGCACUUAUUUUCUAAUAACACAACAAUGUUAUAAUUAUCAAAUAUCUCGCUCCGAAAUAUCUUGUUUUGUUAACAUCAAUAAGCUCCUAUUUUGGGUAUUUGUUUAGUUUUAUUCAAACCUAUUACGUUUACUAGUUUUCUUAUUCGAGUUUUAGUUAAGUUUGGACCAACAUUUUAAAUAAAGUGUUGCGUUGAUUCGUUGUACAUAUGAAACGAUACAAUAUUGUCUUAUUGUUUAACUGUAGUUACUAAUUUACUGAAAAUUUCAGCUGUUAAUUACAUUUAUAUUGUUGAAAAAGUACAACAUUAUUGUU
Onthophagus taurus is the source of this 6651-nucleotide messenger RNA. RefSeq lists its product as uncharacterized. Gene Ontology annotation, molecular function: zinc ion binding; DNA-binding transcription factor activity, RNA polymerase II-specific; RNA polymerase II cis-regulatory region sequence-specific DNA binding. The record is from RefSeq and is a predicted model, not a curated record. NCBI's taxonomy places the organism in Eukaryota, Metazoa, Arthropoda, Insecta, Coleoptera, Scarabaeidae. Gene Ontology annotation, biological process: regulation of transcription by RNA polymerase II. Gene Ontology annotation, cellular component: nucleus.